Messenger RNA from Fonticula alba, 1919 nucleotides. RefSeq lists its product as hypothetical. NCBI's taxonomy places the organism in Eukaryota, Rotosphaerida, Fonticulaceae. The coding region runs from base 657 to 1721 and encodes 354 amino acids. The transcript has 3 exons. The record is from RefSeq and is a predicted model, not a curated record. Gene Ontology annotation, molecular function: GTPase activator activity. Gene Ontology annotation, biological process: regulation of small GTPase mediated signal transduction.
GGGAGAAAAGCCGCGCUCGUACGGACACGCGUCCCCGGUCGGCCGGCAAUCUACCUCCCCACACCGCCGCCGCCGUCCCCCUUUUGCCGUGUCAGCCCUUCACCUGCCUCCGGCUCCCGGUCUCCUCUCGCCCCCCGCCCCCUCUCGGCCCCUUUUUGCUUGCCCGCCUGCCUGCCUGCCUGCUUCCCCCUGCGCCCCAACCCCCCGCCCCUCCCCCGCCCCUGGACCACCUCCUCCCUGAGCCGGCGCCGCGUACACACCAUGCAGCUGGCCUCGAACCUCAGCCCGCACUCGUCCGGCGCGCCGGCCACGACCGGGCACAAGGCCUCCUUCUCGGCGCCGGCGCCGGCCGGCCCACGGGCGCCGCCGACCCCUCCGGCCCGGUCCACGGCCGGGUCGCCGGCCACCUCCCCCGGGGGGUGGUCCUGCCGCAGCACCCGGCCAUCCGCCGGUCGAUCGCCGACCUGUGCGGGGGGUUUGCCCCCUCGGAGCACUUUGCCCUGGAACUCCCCUCCGGCCAUGGGGGCGGAUCGACUGCCAUCCCGGAAACCGUGGCCGAUGCCCUGCCGGAGGGCUGCCCGACGGUGGAGCAGCUGGCCCAGCAGCCGGACAAUGACAUCCGCUUUUACCGGGAGCACUUCCUGGACCGUGACCACAUGAACUUCCUCGCGCUCGAAACCCCCAGCGGCCCGGUGGCCGUGUCGAUCGUCCUGGCGCCAGAUGGCACGGCCGCCUCUCGCGGGCCGCACUACCUGUGUCUGGUGCGGACCGGGCGCGGGUCGCAGCAGACCACGCGCGGGGUGGCCCAGAUCCCGGUGCCCUUCUUCCGGCGGCUGUUCGGCCUCGGGCCCUCGACGGAUGCCCUGCUCCGGGGGCUGGUGUCGACGCCGCUGCCGGCCGGGGCCCUGCGCCUGAACCGGCAUCCGCAGCUCCCCCGGGCACUGAUCAGCAUGGAGGAGCGCCAGGUGAUCCACAACUACAAGUUUGGCCUGCUGUAUGCCCGCGCCGGGCAGGACACCGAGGCCGAGCUGCUGGCCAAUGCCGACCCGGAAUACCACACCCCCACGACCCCCGGGGCGCCGGCCCCGCUGCCGGUGUCCGAGGCGUAUCGGCAAUUCCUGGCCUGGCUCGGCGACCGGGUCACCCUCAAGGGCUGGACCGGCUACCGGGGCGGCCUGGACGUGGUGGACAAUUUGACCGGCCGCGAGUCGGUAUACGCCCUGUGGCAGGGGUACGACAUCAUGUUCCAUGUGGCCACGAUGCUGCCGCUGAUCGACCAGGCCACCGGGGCCGGGGACCAGGCCGCCAUCGCCGGGGGGUAUGUCCAGCAGCUGGAGCGCAAGCGCCACAUCGGCAAUGACAUCGUGGUCAUCGUCUUCCAGGAUGCGGACACCCUGCCCGGGGCGCUGCCCUUCAAUCUGGACAGCGUGGACUCCAAGCAGAACCAUGUGUUUGUCAGUGUGACGCCGGUGCCCCGGAACCCGAACGACCCGCCCGGCACGCCGGACUACUACCGGGUGACGCUGGCCCGGAAGUCCGGCGUCCCGGGCUUCGGGCCGCCGCUGCCGAUCAAGGUGUCCCGCGAUGCGGAUGGUCGGAACUGGUUCCUGUACAAGCUCAUCAGCGCCGAGCGUGCCUCCUACAAGGCGCCGAGCUUCGCGCCGAAGCUGGCCCGCACUCGGCAGGUCCUGCUUCAUGACGUGGUCAAGACGCAUAUGUAAGGCGUGCGCCUGGCCCUCGCGCGCCCGCUGCCUUCCUCCUCCUCCUUUUCCCCUUCACGAUGUCCUUGAGAGCCGCCAUGUUUGCUGCUGCGCACCCGUAUGCCCCUCGCCUCCAUUAAUGUUCCUUGCCUUUCCCCUCACAAUCAGUGACCUGUGAGCGCGAGAAAGAUUCGACCUGAGGUCGAGAAAUGUACUACC